AUGGAAUCGCCACUUAUAUAUGUUUCAGUUUUGCUUUUGAACAUAUUUGAAUUUUCAUCAGGAAUAGUAUAUAAUAAAGGUGAUACAGAGAAACGCUUUGCAUGUUCUGACAAAGGGUUCCCUCAAGAGAAUGAAAUAAUCAAGUUGUAUCUUUUCUUAGAAAACUUGAAAAUCCAGUGUUUCUUCCAAACUGAAAAUGAAAUUGCAUCAAAAGGAAUGCUAAGUGUCUUCACAUCAGGAGGACUUGCUCCCAGCUUAGGAAUCAUGAAUAGUACAUAUAAUGGCAUCUUCCACUUUAAUUUAACGUUGUUCAGUGAUCGGAUUUUGUGGUUGGUUGAUAUUCCUAGAGAAAACAUCACACAAAGCACAGAUAUUGCAGCUGUAGAAGAAUGGUUAGUAAGGAUCACUUUACAUCAUGGACUAAAUAUUUAUGCUACUGAAGGAACUCUAUUGGAUGGUAUUCGAGAACCGAUUCUUCAGUGGACUCUUGGGGAUGUGAUUCCAGAAAGCGAGAUCAGUAAAUUAUAUCCACAUGUGGUAGAUCUCAAAGUGACAAAAUGCCCCUGUGCCAAUGAUGUGGCAUUACUAGGCUUCGUUGUGGAUACAAUACUUGAUGGUGUUUACAUAGGCAUAACCUUUGGUGGAUUCUGGCAUGAUCAUGAUACCACAUGGUUUAACAUGACACAGACUAUCUAUUCCCAACUUCAAGAAGAACAUGAAGACCUUUCAUUGGUGGAUAUGGUUUUAACGAAUCACUUUUUAGUUAUCCUCACCUCUUUGGGCCUUUUUGUCAGUGAAGAUCUUCGUUAUCCAUCACACUACAUCUUAUCGUUUUCCAGGGCAGACUUUUGUGGUUUUGAAAGGGUUGACUAUGUGAAAGGAAAAUUGUGGUAUAAUGAAAGAUGUUUUGCUAACAGAGAGCACUUUGAAGUUGAUUAUGUUACAGUCACCUUUGAGAGAAACAGAACCCUAAGUGAGUCAAGCUCUUGUUUUUAUAGUCAGGAACCAUUUCUUGAAUGGGUACCCUGCUUACCUCACAUUUUUAAAGGAAUAAAAAUUCUUCCAACUGUGCUAACAUUUCUUGUUGACCAAGAGCAUGGUACUGGAGUUUACCUCUUCUAUAACAAGGUCAGGAAAACUGCCAUUGCCUCUGUGAGCACCCUGAGAAAUAAUGAACCAAAUCCACAAUCAAAAUUUCCAAUUUUUCAGUUUCCUUCAUCGUUCUCUUCUCCCGUUGGAAUGGUAUUUCAUCCCCGAAGCCACUUUUUGUAUGCUUAUGGCAAUCAGAUAUGGCUUUCAGUUGAUGGCGGCAACACCUUUCAAUUAAUAGCUAACUUUCAUGAUGAUAUCAUAAAGAAGACUUUUCAUAGUUUUUAUACAUCAGCUAUUACUUUUGUUUCUCAACGUGGAAAGGUUUACUCAACAAAGGCAGGAAUGGGAAGAUACAGUGCAGUUGGAAGUGUUACUGAGAGAAUUUUCACAUUAUACUAUGAUCACUUGGGAUUCCUACAUAAGCUGACUCUGGGUCGCUUUGAAGCUAGUGGACCACCCACAGCCUUUGGAAAUUCUAGAAAUCUUUUUGGACAGCCUCCAGAUAUGGGCUUUGAGACUGCUCUUGCCCCACAGCAUACCUCCUUAGAUGAAAUUAUCUUUUUUGCAUAUGUACCUGAGAACGAACCCCAGGAAACAAUCUACAGCAAGAAGUUCAGCAAUAUACACUAUGGAAAAGUGAUACACUCUGGGAAAACUGGAAGAGCUUACAUAAGAAAGGUAUUGCAACAUACGACUCCUAAAGGAUUUUUGUCCUCAGUUAUUGCAGAAAUGAAAGAGCCCUUUGGAUUAGAAGAAGUGAAUGAGAGCUCUUGUUUGUCUAGUUCCCUUUUGAUUAAUAAAGCUGGAAAUGUCUAUAAACUCACUCUUGAUUCACAAGUUGUUCAGGCCUUGUUUGAAGAUACAGAUAUAGAGAAGACUGUCGUGCUUCCUGGGUACAGCAGCUUCCUCAUCACAAGCAUUUUAGAUAAUAAGAAUGCAUUAGCCAUUGCUACCAUGCCUGAAAGUGCACCCAACAAUAUGACCUUUCUAAAGAGCACAUGGUUCUUAUACAACUUUGGGCAAAGGAAUGGACGAACAUGGAAAAUAUAUUCAAAACCAUGUAAUUAUUGGUUUCAACAUGAUGAUUCACCAUCCCUCAACAUCGUGAAAUACAUUGAUCUGGGAAACUCUCAUGUUUUAAAAGCUAAGGUCAUACGGAAUGCAAAAGGUUUUCGAAUGCUUGAAAUACCACUGCUGACUGUGUUUGUUGGAAACCCUAAUUUGUUGGAAGUUAAAGCUGAAGUCACUUUUGAUGAUACUGACAGUUAUCUAAUAACAAUUUCUGCAGCUAGCAAAGUUUUACAUCAGGGUUCAACUUCACUGGCAUUUAUUAUGUGGUCAGCCUCUACUGAGUGCUUUGUUACGACAAUGGUGCCAACACUGAAAAGCAGCUGUAGUUAUCUCAGAUCUAUGCAUCACAUUCCUAGCAAAUUUAUCCCAUUGGAAGACUGGAUUAGUGGAGUUCAUAAAGACAGUCAGGGUUUUAACCUCAUCAAAACUUUGCCGAUAAACUACAGGCCUCCAUCUAAUAUGGGAAUUGCUAUUCCACUCACAGAUAAUUUUUAUCAUGCAGAUCCUAGCAAACCCAUACCAAGAAACCUGUUUCACAUGUCAAAGAAAACUGGUAAAUUCAAACAGUGUGCUAAUGUUUCCACUCGGGAGGAGUGUAACUGCACAAAGGAUCAGAAGUUUUCACAUGCUGUUGCUUUCUCAGAUUGCAGGGAAAAAGUUCCUCGCUUUAAGUUUCCAAUUACACAAUAUCCAGUUUCUUUGGAAAUUAUCAACGAGGAUGGACGUGUCCCAUUGCAAUCUCCAUAUCUGGUUACUGUGACUGAAGUGAACAUGAGGCACAACUGGAAACUGAAACACACUGUGCCAGAAAAGAUUAAAAGAAUGAAACAAUUAGUAGAACCAAUUCUUGGUGCUGUAGUGUAUAAUCCUUCAGGUCUCAACUUAAGCAUAAAGGGCUCUGAACUUUUCCACUUUAGAGUGACCGUCAUUUCAGGAGUAACUUUUUGUAACUUAAUUGAAGAAUUUCAGAUUUAUGUUGAUGAGGCACCAUUGCCAUUCCCAGGACACACGCUUAUUGCCGUGGCAACAGCGGUGGUGCUAGGGGGAUUAAUUUUUAUAGCAUUUAUGUUUCAACUGCGUGGCAUCCAUCCGUGGAGGACAUUCCAAAGAUGGAUUAGAAGAAACCAAGCGAAGUUUUCAAGUAUCUCUCUCAGUGAGCUAAUUCAUAGAUGAAAGUCUAAAGAGUGAACACAUGGUCAUCAUAAUUUCUCUUUUUUUUCUA
Molecule: messenger RNA, 3385 nt
Organism: Nomascus leucogenys (northern white-cheeked gibbon)
Lineage: Eukaryota; Metazoa; Chordata; Mammalia; Primates; Hylobatidae
Gene: CATSPERB
Product: catsper channel auxiliary subunit beta
Cellular component (GO): CatSper complex; cilium
Source: RefSeq, a predicted model, not a curated record